AUGAACGUGUCUAAAAGCUUCUGGCUAUGGACAAGGAGCUUUCUAGAAGGGAGGAGUCAGCAAGUAAAAUUACGAGGUGCUCUGUUAUCUAUAAGGCCUUGCCUUACCGGAGUCCCCCAGGGAUCUGUUAUAUCACCAACAUUGUUUAAUGUUCAUGUGGAUGACCUCGAAGACUGCAUUCCCAAUCAUCUGGACAUCAACACGCACAAAUACGCAUAUGACUGCACUCAAGAUGAAGUGAUUCCAUAUCGUUCUCCUAGCAACAUGCAAGAGGUGCUUGAUACAAUGAACGACUGGGCACUCAGAAACAAGACGAAACUUUACGCAAAAAAGACGAAAGACAUGUGGAUCUGCUUUAAAGCUGCAAUUCCGGAACCACCAUCACUUAAGAUUGGCAAUGAUACGAUUGAAAGAGUAAACUCGUUCAAGCUGUUAGGUCUUUGGAUUAAUAAUACCCUUAAAUGGAACACCCACAUUGAAGAAAUUACAAAGAAAGCAAACAAACGCUUAUUUUACCUACGGGAAUGUCGUCGAUCAAAUCUACCAACCUAA
Paramuricea clavata is the source of this 552-nucleotide messenger RNA. The record is from the annotation of a GenBank genome assembly. NCBI's taxonomy places the organism in Eukaryota, Metazoa, Cnidaria, Anthozoa, Malacalcyonacea, Plexauridae.